AUUUCUUUGGGUUGUGAAUCACUGAUUUUGCGCUAAUUAUUGCGCUGAAUGCGCUCGCUGGGUUAUGUCCAUUCAUUUAUCUGUAGAAUAUGAAGGAGGUCAUGAGGGAGAGAAAUAUUUUCUGCUUAACCUUGGAAAACACACACACACAUAACUCACUGAGUUACAACUGGCCAGAGGAACUAGGUUGAGCUUAGUUCUUAGAAUGCUCUGCCUGUACUAGUACCACAUCAGCAGUCUACACUCCCCCUCGUCCCCUGACACACACACACGCAUCCAACACGCUCUCAACCCCUCCUCCUGGGUCGACACAGCCAGACUCUGAACGUUUCUCUGUUGAGCUCCCCUUUAACUGCAUGUCCUUGCAUACACACACUCACACGCACAAACACACUCUGUCCCUAGUUGAGAUGACGGGCUCUGGUUUCAGUCAGGCUGCAGGCGGCCAGCGCAGCUGUUGGGCUUGAGUUUCUUGUUUUCAUGCAGUGGCUGGCUGCUGGGAGUCUGACUGCACUGCCAGCAUCUGAGAAACUUGGGUGUAGAUGAAGCGGCUAGUAGUUUGUUCUCUUUCUGGAUUGGAAAUAUUUGAUUGCUUCUCAUCUGCUGAAGCUGAUGUAGAGUUUGCAAGGUGAGAAAGUGGCAUAAGCUCUCCAGCCCUGCGGGCGUCCAGCUUAACUUCUUCAGGCCAUGACAGAGCCCAAGGAGUCUCCACCGGUGGGUGGCAUAACGUGGGCGCGGGUGUGUAAGGAAUGUGGACAGUGUCAUGAUGGUCGGGACAGUCACCUGUUUGAAUAUCAGGAUGAGGUGGAUGACGAGCUGGUGUGCCACAUCUGCCUGCAGCCUCUGUUGCAGCCCAUGGACACGCCGUGUGGCCACACGUACUGCUUCCAAUGCCUCAGCAACUUUCUGCACGACCAGGACUUCUGUCCCGUCGACCGCCAGAGGCUUCAGCUGCAGCAAUGCCGUGCCUCCAGCCUUCUGGUGCGCAACCUGCUGGACAAACUGGCCGUGCUGUGCCCAUUCCACAGCGAGUGCCAGCAGAGCAUGCAACGCUGCGAGCUGCAGCCCCAUCUUCACAACAGAUGUCCUGCAUUCAGACGACUCAGGGAAGAGGCGGAGAGAAAAAAGAGACCCUCCUGGAACGAGUUAAAGGGAAGCAAAUCAGAUGGAGAUUUAGCUGACGCCAAGUCUACCCCGAUCGCACGCACAGGUCAACUCCACGGACCCUCAGAACCUGGACUGGUCAAUCCAGCCUUUGAAGAGGGUGAAGAUGACACCCCUCUGAGGUCCAGUCUUGUGGCAGAGGCGACUGUGGUGGAGCUGUUUCGAGAGGAUCCAGAUGAGGAUCUGGGAUUGCGUAUAGUAGGAGGGAAGGAAACACCCUUGGGCAACAUUGUCAUCCAGGAGAUUGUGCGUGAUUCACUGGCUGCUCGGGAUGGCAAGCUAGCUCCUGGAGAUCAUAUUCUAGAGGUGAAUGAUGUCAGUUUGGCAUCCAUCCCCCACAUUCGUGCCAUCGCUGUGCUUCGGCAGUCAUGUUCCCGCGUCAGGCUAACUGUCAUGCAGGAGAAGGGCUUCAAGCCCCGGCCUGAACAUCUCGCUCAACCCUCAGCUUCUCCCCCGUCACAAUCACCCAAUCCCAACCAGAACCACGGCACCAUCAUCCAGGUCACCCUGGUAAAGCGUGAGCGCUCUGAGCCGCUGGGCAUCAAACUCAUCCGUAAAUCUGAGGAGCCAGGAGUCUUCAUCCUGGACCUGCUGCCUGGGGGACUGGCUGCCAAAGAUGGCAAACUAAGGAACAAUGAUAAAGUGCUGGGCAUCAACGGACAGGACCUGAGACAUGGCACCCCAGAGAGCGCAGCUCAGAUCAUACAGGCAUGUGAAAUGCGUGUGAACUUUGUAGUGAUGAGACAUCCUGAUCUCUCUGAGGAGGGUGGUGAGGGGCAGAGCAGAGGGGCCAGGAGGGUCCCGGAACCGCAGUACUUCAGACGACGAUCCGAAUACAUGAAGGAGCCUCCAGUUGGGUUCUCCAGUCAAGAGAAGACAGUGAGUCUGAAGAAAGAACCUCGACACUCUCUAGGCAUCACCAUCGCAGGUGGGAGAGACUGCCGCAGCCGUUUGCCUGUCUACAUCACUAGCGUGCAGCCGGUGGGCUGCCUGCACAGAGAUGGCACCAUCAAAACAGGUGAUGUAUUGCUGAGUAUAAAUGGUAUGGACCUGACCCAUCUGACCUACAAUGAGGCGGUGACCAUCCUAAAGACUCAGGCUGCUCAGAACACAGUAACACUGCAAGUCAUCCAAACUUUUGCUGAGGAGGAGGAGGAACAGGAUGGAGAAUCCAGAACUAGAGAAGACAUAGACACACUGGAGGAACCCAAAGAGGAUGACAUUAACUGGGCUCCUCUCUGGACCCGCUGGUUGGGCCUGCCCAGUUACAUCCACUGGUGUCGUGAUAUUAUGCUGAUGAAGACCAACAGUGAGAGCUGGGGCUUCAGUAUUGUGGGAGGAUAUGAGGAGAGUCGUGGCCAGCAGCCCUUCUUCAUUAAGACCAUAGUGCCUGGAACACCAGCUCACUUUGAUGGACGCCUCAAGUGCGGCGAUGAGAUUGUGGCUGUGAAUGGAGUCACUACAGUUGGCAUGAAUAACUCCUCCUUGAUCCCAAUGCUGAAACUGCAGAAGAACAAAGUCACAUUGACCGUGGUCUCCUGGCCUGGCAGCCUGGUUUAAAGACUAGCCUGAGCUCUAUCACUGUUACUGGGUCCACCACAAGAUGGAUUUUAAGUUGAUGCACAAGUCUGUUAUUGGAGAAGAGAUGUCUUGAGCAUUAUCGUGGCCUCUCUUAAGAACAGGGUGAAAAACUGAGGACGUCUGCUAACAAUCAUUGACCCAAGGUUUAAAAGCAAGCCGAAAGGUUGAUAUUAUUUAACCCACUGUAGGCAUUCAGUGUUUCACAAGUGUGCAGUGUACUUUGUUGAGCUGUAAUGGUGAAAAAGUGUGAACUGCACUUGAGGGCACUGGACAAGCUUGACUUCCUGUUUAACAAGAAGUUAUAUUUAUCAUGCCACUUGUCUGGGUAUAUUAUAGUAUGGAACUUCUUGUUUCCAUAUAUAACCAGUAAUAAUCUUUCAGAAGGUUUAUGAUUGAGUGGUCAGUAGUGAGGUAAUAAAUAUGAAUAAUUUUGACUACCUGGAGUUGGACCACAUCACAUUCUCACCCCUCUGAUGACACUUUUUACACUUAUAUGUUCUGAGAUUAGUUACAUCUGUGUAAAACUAUGUAGUUGCUGUUGGGGUGAUAGUAUGGACUGUUUUUUAAACCACAGCUUGGCUAGUUUGACACAUUUUUAAGAAUGUAUCUCUUGGGUGCCUUGGCUAUGAAUAUGUACAAGCACACUGAUCCACACCUGCCUUAAUUGCCUGUAUACCAAAAAUGCCAAUUGUUAUCUUUGGCCUUUCAUUAACUGUAGAAUGUUUAUUUUAAUGCUUUUUUUUGCCUCUUAUAUCUGUAAGUUCAACCCUUUUAAUUUUUAAUACAUUUUAGUACAUUUCAAUGAUGUUCGGUCUUUGGACAAGCACAGCAAAUGUGAAAGGGUUAUGAUGACAGAAUAAAAAUAUUUGUUUUAUUUUAUUA
This is a messenger RNA of Sinocyclocheilus anshuiensis, 3627 nucleotides long. RefSeq names its product ligand of Numb protein X 2-like. The coding region runs from base 688 to 2724 and encodes 678 amino acids. NCBI's taxonomy places the organism in Eukaryota, Metazoa, Chordata, Actinopteri, Cypriniformes, Cyprinidae. The record is from RefSeq and is a predicted model, not a curated record. The transcript has 10 exons. Gene Ontology annotation, molecular function: protein binding; ubiquitin-protein transferase activity; metal ion binding.